AUGGACAGCAUAGAAACACGAAAAUACAUCUUUCGCAAUUCAGCUUUAGGGGUGAACCCGGCUUGGUUGGGACAGCGCGCUCUGGGACUGGGCGAGGAGGUGACCCUGAGGGAAGGGGACACCCUCUACCUGGUCAACGGCCUCUACCCCCACGGGGUGCGUUUCCGUCCCCCUGUCCCCAACUCCGCGGAGGGUUCUGACGCGGCCGAGAGCGGGAAGAGACGCCCGGAUCCCCAGAGCGAAGCCCCGGCUAGGAAGAAGGCCAGAAUUCCGGAUCCAGAUUCCCCAGCCGCAGAGACAGGAGAGGGCCGGGAAUCGAGGGACACUCCCUGGCCCCAGGACUCAUGGACUGUGGAUUCCAAACUGCUGCUCUUCACUAGCCAGGGAGUCCAGGCCAGCUCCAAGUUUGCAGGGUUUGACAUCGAUGGAACCAUCAUCACGACCAAAUCAGGGAAGGUUUUUCCAACUGGCCCCGAUGACUGGAGAAUCCUGUAUCCGGAAAUUCCGGGGAAGUUGAUAAAGCUAAUCUCGGAGGGUUACAAGGUCGUGUUCUUAACCAACCAGAGAGGGAUUAGCCGGGGAAAGGUCCGGGCUGAGGAUUUCCAGGCAAAGGCCGAAGCGAUAGUCAACAAACUGGGCAUCCCAGUCCAGGUUUAUGUGUCGACGGGAUUGGGAUUUUUUCGGAAGCCAAUGUUGGGAAUGUUGGAUCACCUCCGGGAACAGGGUAACAAUGGAGUGAAAGUGGACUUGGCUUCCUGUCUCUACGUGGGAGACGCUGCCGGACGUCCUGCCAAUUGGGCUCCCGGUCGGAAGAAGAAGGAUUUCUCCUGCAGCGACCGGCUGUUUGCCCUGAAUGCGGGAAUCCCGUUUUACACGCCUGAGGAGUUCUUCCUG
This is a messenger RNA of Hemiscyllium ocellatum (epaulette shark), 894 nucleotides long. RefSeq names its product polynucleotide kinase 3'-phosphatase (gene pnkp). The record is from RefSeq and is a predicted model, not a curated record. The annotation marks the transcript as partial. Gene Ontology annotation, biological process: DNA repair. Gene Ontology annotation, molecular function: ATP-dependent polydeoxyribonucleotide 5'-hydroxyl-kinase activity; double-stranded DNA binding; polynucleotide 3'-phosphatase activity. The transcript has 9 exons. NCBI's taxonomy places the organism in Eukaryota, Metazoa, Chordata, Chondrichthyes, Orectolobiformes, Hemiscylliidae. Gene Ontology annotation, cellular component: nucleus.